Molecule: messenger RNA, 1148 nt
Organism: Zophobas morio
Lineage: Eukaryota; Metazoa; Arthropoda; Insecta; Coleoptera; Tenebrionidae
Product: retinol-binding protein pinta-like
Exons: 6
Coding region: 138-704 (188 amino acids)
Cellular component (GO): membrane
Molecular function (GO): phosphatidylinositol bisphosphate binding
Source: RefSeq, a predicted model, not a curated record
AAAAUAUAAAAUAACAAUCAUAAAAUCGUGGAUUCAAUCCAAACACUCAAAAUUUAAUUAUAAAGCCAAGGUUAUAAAAGAACAAGCCCAUUCGAUGUAACCAGUUAUUGACGUAUUGCUGUCGUCGUCGCCAGACAAUGUUUAAAGUAGGAGAAUGCACAGUAGAAAAAAUUUUGCAAUCAUUUGAUAAAAAUAAAGAAGGAAUAGACGAGGAUAUUGUAAAUUUGCAAAAAUGGAUGGACGAUCAACCACAUCUGCCAGAAACUUUAGAUAAAAGGAGCACCAUGAACUUUUUAAUUCUCAAUAAAUUUAGCAUAGAGAAAACGAAACAAAAAAUAGACACUUAUUAUACAGUUAGAACCAAACUGGAUGAUGUUUAUCAACACAUAAAUCCAAAACUUCCACAUAUGACGGAAUUUAGAAACAUAAUAUAUUUUGUUCCACAUCCUCAGCUGUUAGAUUUUCGUAGAGUAUUUUUUUGCAAAAUACGUAACGCAGAUUUGGCAGAGAAGCUCGACCCAUGUAAUAUGUUACGUUGUAUGGUAAAUGUCCACGAAAUGAGAAUGAGGGAAGAUGUCAUGUACGGAGAAAUAUUUGUUGUUGACUGCUAUAAUGUUCCUCUAUCGUACUACCUAAAACUGAACCCCACAAUUAUUUUUAAAUGUAUGGCAGUUAUUUAUGGGGUACUCCUCCACGCUUGUUAGAAAGAAAUUUUGAUUUUUUCAUUGUAGAAAGUUUUUCUUUUCGACUCAAAGCAUUUUAUGUGGUUAAUUUCCCCUCUUUUGGAGAAAAAGUGAUGGCAAUAGCGAAGAAAAUAAUAAAACCUAAAGUGUUUGAAAGGAUUCAUUUCUUUUCGGACCAUAGUAUACUAAAACAAGAAUUCUCUGAAGACUUUCUGCCUGAGGAUUUUGGCGGUAAGGGCCCUUGUCUUGAAAAUCUACAAGAAAUGUUGGAGUGUGAAUAUAAAAGUCACCAAAAUUUGUUCGAUAGAUUGGACAAACUUAAAGUGGAUGGAGGUUUACGACCGCAGAAACUGGAAAAUAAUGAACUGUUUGGCUUUUAUGGUAACUUCAAACAACUUAAUAUAGAUUAGUACGUGAAACAUGAUUGUGAUUGUAUUAACAAAAUAAAAGAAAAGUUUAGAUGAA